AGAUUUGUUGAAGUUACUGAGUGGUCGGACAAACCCUCAGUCAAGGUGGCUGUGACUGUUGAUGCUCCCUCUGUUCUCAAAUUGGUGAUGGAACGGCUUACAGAUUCAUAGAUUAUGCAGAGACUGGAUUCAUUGAUGUUAACUGCUUCUGAUCGUAGUUGUCAAAAUCAAGUCAUACUUGGCCACCACCGAUGGUUGGAGUUUCUGCAUAAUAUCGAUUCAGAAAUAAUAUGCUUCUACAUGGUUGGGCACAUGGUGGUUGUCUAUUAUUAUGUUUGGCUUCUGUUUGGAAAAUUUGCCAGUCUUACUGCAUCCUUGAAUGAAAUUAUUGUAUUUCACUACUUUGUAAUAAAGAUGAUUGUGUCUUCAAAAACGUUUGCUUAAUAAACUUGUGGGGCUUCUUUUUUUUUU
Camellia sinensis is the source of this 411-nucleotide messenger RNA. NCBI's taxonomy places the organism in Eukaryota, Viridiplantae, Streptophyta, Magnoliopsida, Ericales, Theaceae. The record is from RefSeq and is a predicted model, not a curated record.